AUGUUUCGAACAUCUCAGCUGUAUGUAAGAAGUCGUGGGCUUCUGUCAUUUCUGUCUCCGAAGCAACAAGAACCCACACAAUCACUAAGUCCUUCUCAACAGAAAGAACUAAGAUCUGCCCUAGAGAAUGUUCGUACUGAUGCUCCUAGAAAAGGAAUAAAAUCAGAGGAAACUGGGUUCGAUGCCGAUCUUCUUGUGGAUGGUCAUAUCGACAUAGACUCUAUACGUGCCAGGGGACAAAUGAAAUACAUGUACAACUACAAGCCUCCCAGUAAUGUAAAAGAAACAAUUCUAAAUAUAUCGAAAAAGGUUUUGUCUGUCGAAAAGACGGGUAAUGUGCUGGAGUUUCGUUUAUCAGACGAUGUUGAAGCAAAAGCUAAGUUAAUUGUAAGAGCUGGCGAGCACUUCAAUCAUUUUCCAACGAAUUCAGCUCUUUUGAGAAUAAAAAAUGUUGAAGAUUUGAUUGAAUUCUACAACACUCCUGUAGAGAAUAUUAACUCAUAUGCUAAGCUUGCUCGAAAAGAAGGUAAACCUUUAAAUGUCCAUGUAAUUGAACAACCCGUUCGUUAUAAUCCGAAUGACACUGAUUCUUGGCAUGGAGGUAUCACCGCUUUUCCUGGCACAGGUGGGCAAGUGAUCAGUUUGAGAAACAAAAGACUGUUGCGUCAAUUCAAGCCUAAGGAGGAUUGGUUUGAUUAUGAAGAUCAGACUUUCGAUUAUAAGAGACCUGACGAAGAUAUGCCCUGGGAUGCAGAAAUAACGAAGAAAAUGGAUAGGUACCCGGAUAGGCGAUACAACUUAUCAACCAAAUCUUUCAAACGUGUGUGA
Molecule: messenger RNA, 828 nt
Organism: Auanema sp. JU1783
Lineage: Eukaryota; Metazoa; Nematoda; Chromadorea; Rhabditida; Rhabditidae
Source: the annotation of a GenBank genome assembly